Molecule: messenger RNA, 3337 nt
Organism: Diachasma alloeum
Lineage: Eukaryota; Metazoa; Arthropoda; Insecta; Hymenoptera; Braconidae
Product: digestive organ expansion factor homolog
Exons: 2
Coding region: 216-2573 (785 amino acids)
Biological process (GO): maturation of SSU-rRNA from tricistronic rRNA transcript (SSU-rRNA, 5.8S rRNA, LSU-rRNA)
Cellular component (GO): small-subunit processome; nucleolus
Molecular function (GO): rRNA binding; U3 snoRNA binding
Source: RefSeq, a predicted model, not a curated record
UUACUGUACCAAUUGUACACGUCGCCUUGUCUGUAAUUGGCCUUAAUUCGUAAUUUAAAACGUGAAUAAUUAUUCAAAGUCGAUGGAUGAGUGAAAUUCCUUAUUCAGAGCCCAAAAGAGUUCUAAUAAUUAUUGGCAAUUUGUUAUUCGACUUUGAAGUAGUUGAUGGAAAGUACCUUCUUUGAGUGACAACAAAAGCACGUAAUGUGAGCAAAAUGGCGAGAGGUAAGCGACCAAUUCGUGGAGGCAAACAAGCUCAUCGCAACUCAAAAUUUCAGAAACCAAAACCAAAACAGAAAAAGGGGAAAUUCAAUUUGCGAGAGGCUUCGUAUGUUAAAGAUCGAGAUGCAAAGAACGCUGAGAUAGAAAAUAGAAGAAGAAUACUAGCAGAACAAGAGACGAAGAAACGCCGACAUGAGUAUGAAUCUUCAGAAGAAGAGGAGGAAGAGGACUCCAUGAGGACUCUCCUCUCUACGUUUUCUAAUAGUUCUCAGAAAAAGAGUAGAAUAGCUAUUGAGUCUGAAUCUGAGAGUGAGGAACAAGACGACGAUGAUGAUGAACAUGAACAGAUAAUCGAUGAAGGAAUUGAAGAAGAAUUGAAUUCCGAAGCUGAAAAUUCUUCAGAUGUAGAGAUAAAAAAUGAAAAAAUUCAACAAGAAGUAGAAGAUGCAGGAAAAAGUGAAAAUGAAGGAGGAAAUGGGGAUGAGGAUGCGAUAAUUGAAAUUCAAACAAAAGAAGAAGACGAAGAAGAUGAAGAAACCUCCCGUGAAGACCAGGGAAUAAUAAAAGAUCCCUUUUCCCUCCACCUGAAUCACGAUCUGUCAGACGAACUUCACGAAAUCCUCUCCUCUCAAACUGCUCCCGAGAGCCAAACGAUAACCUGGCCGAUCCUGGGGAGACUCGUCUCCCAAAUCCCCAAGAUCCCCAACUAUCCAUCAAAGUCCAAGACCUCGAAAAUUCUAGAAGCUAAACACUUUGCAAUACCCGGCUCCAUUCCCUCAAUAAUCUCCAAAAUCGACUGGACGAAGCUCUACAUCAAAUCCCAGAUCCAGAACAACCUCACAAGAGCCAACUACCUCAACAUAAAAGACAACCUAGACUCGAAUCCUAGUGCACUAACCCCUCUCCAAAAAGAACUAUUCUCCAUAAUAAACAACUACCAGGAUUUGAUGUACCCCGCGAGGACCUUCUCAAACGAAAACGAGAUAAGAUUCGUAUACUGUCUCCACGUAGUAAAUCACCUUCUAAAGACGAGGACCAAAAUCCUGCACCACAACGCAAAGCUCUCCAAGUCUAACAAGUCAUCAAUGGGCGAAGUACCUGACGAAUAUCGAGAUCAGGGUUUAGUUCGUCCCAAGAUCUUGAUAAUCGUCCCUUUCAGGCACUCCUGCCUCAAGAUCGUCGAGGUCCUUAUCUCUAUUUUGAUCGGAGAGGAAAAAGGAGGAUCAGUGAUGAACAAGAAGCGCUUCCUCGAGGAUUUCGGAGGAAGCGAGAUAAUCAUGCCUAAAAAUAACCCGAAACCUGAGGACUAUGAACAGACCUUCAGAGGAAACACUGACGACACUUUCAAGAUUGGAAUUUCAGUAACGAAAAAGACGUUGAAAUUGUACUCGGACUUUUACUCCUCAGACAUCAUAAUCUCUUCGGUUUUGGGGCUGAGGAUGGUGGUGGGAGCUGAAGGCGAGGAAGAACGGGAUUACGAUUUCCUGGCGUCGAUUGAGCUGUUGAUAAUGGACCAGACUGAGCUGUUCUUCAUGCAGAAUUGGGACCACUUGCUUCAUGUUCUCGAUCAUCUCCAUCUGCAGCCGAAGAAGCCACACGAUACAGAUUUUUCGAGGGUCAGGAGCUGGUGUGUCAAUGGAUGGUCAAAGUAUUACAGGCAGACUCUCAUUUUUUCUAGUCUUCAGUUGCCUGAGAUACACGCGGUGUUCAAUAAAAAGUGUCAGAACUACGCCGGCAAAGUUAAGGUGGUAAAUCCUUGUGUUCCUGGAACUGUUUGUCAGGUUGUGGUGCAGUUGCCCCAGGUUUUCCACAAGUUUAAGGCUUCUAGCUAUGCGCAAGCCAUAGAGGGACGAAUGGAGUUCUUCUUAUCAAAGAUUCUGCCGGAGUACAAGGACAGUAUCAUGAAUCAUACGAUGAUAUUCGUGCCUUCUUACUUUGAUUUUGUGAAGCUUAGGAAUUAUUUUAAGAAAGAGGAAAUGAGCUUUGUGCAGAUUUGUGAAUACACGAAGGACGGCAAAGUGGCGAGGGCGAGGGACAUGUUUUUUCAUAGUGACGCCAACUUUUUGAUUUAUUCUGAAAGGUUUCACUUCUUUAGGAGGAUCAGGGUGAAGGGGAUCAGGCAUCUCAUUUUCUUCGCUCCUCCGACGUUUCCAAGGUUUUACUCAGAGAUGUGUAAUUUAAUGCAUGAGGCUAAUCAGAAUCCUAAAGCUGGGACUGAGAAUAAUAUGACAGUUACGGUUCUGUAUUGCAAGUAUGAUGCCAUGCAGCUGGCGGGGAUUGUUGGGACUGAGAGGGCUGGUAAAAUGAUUGGAUCGGACAAGAGUGUACAUAUGUUGAUGACUGGGGAUUAGUGAGUAGAGUGAUGAUUAAUAAAUGUUUUCUUGAUGAAAUUGGUUGGAAUUGAUAAUUAAAGUUAUCUCAUUAUAUAAUAAAAAAAAUGAAGAGAUUUAAAAAUUCAGGAGACGCCCCUGAUUCUGACCUUCAUCUGUGACCCUAAUGAUGCACUAAGAAAAAAAUAUAUUUUUGCCAAAUAUCUAUUUACUUGAAAGAAGUAUUUAUUUCUUCAAUAUCGUAUUUCUCUAAACGUAUCAUAUUAGUUAUGACUGAGCAAACUCCCUCAAUAAUUAUCAACAUUAAAAAAUUAAUCAAAAUUCUUCCCUCUAGAAACUAAGAAAUUUAGGAAAAAUGAAUAAUCAUUGGAGGAGUUCAUCCAAGAUCAUGUGCAAUAUAGUCGUCCUUUAGAGCAACAUUAUUGUGAUAAUUGAAACCUAAUCAGACUCGCUCGGGAAUAACUCCAUUGCGAAAAUACAAUUUUAAAAAAAAUUAAUGCUUCUCUCAAGUAAAUGAAUAUUUAAGUUUAAAUUUAAUUGUGUGCACAGACGUCGAGUUUUUUUCAUGUUAUUAAUUGUUAAUGUCUUGUAUUUCCAUUGGAAGGAUUCUUCGUCAAGUGGGCCACCUAUUUUCAUCAUGUCUGCAAAUUCAUUUAAGGUUGUUUUUCCUUGGUUGCUAUAUUUUUUUGGGGAUUUUUAAGAUUUUUUCCAGAUUUUUAAUAAUAAUAGGAGUCUAGGUACGAGACAGAUGAACGAUUUAUCGAUUUUAUUCACUCUCAACUUAC